AUGGCGGCGGAUGUUCAUUCACCAACUGUUCUUGUCCGUGACUGCAGAAUCAGUGACUACACCAUAUCUCAGGAAGGUAAUAUGCCAGCCAUUUUCUUCGGUAAUUCAGGAUCAACAUCAUGCGCAGUUAGGUCGGUGGAAAGCUGUUCCACUUCACCUGAUUCACAAGAUUUCGCGCCCCACACAAUAGAAUUUCAACGGAAAGUGGGGCAUCCAUCACAUUUAUUCAGCUUUCCAAUGAAUACGACAAAUCAGAAUUCAGGACCCUAUUGUGAAUCCAUAUAUCUUCCCAAAUGUUGCACCGAACUCUGUACAGAAACGUUGACUUGCCAGGAUGCUACGCGAGCUACGUUAUUCAGACCAAACAGACUGUCAUCGGUGGUCACAUCACAAAUACCGUUUAACGCUUAUGGAACUCCAGGUCUGGAAACAAGUGGAGAGCUGAAUGAAUAUAGCAGAUCGGAGAUGUAUUGGCGGUUUGCUGAACGUCAUAAGCAGUACGAUCGAUCCGUUAAGGAGGACAUUUCCGAGCAUUCGCACCGCAGUGACAGCCCAAUGGCUGGUUCGGAACUGACGGAGAACCAGGAAAUUUACGGUACCAGUGUGGACACUGGUCAUGAAUGUGGACUUGAAUCGGUGUCGCAUUACCCCGCUUCAAGCACCUGUCAAAGCUCUUCUUUUUCAAUGCACAGUUCCUGGCCCCCUUCGCUUAGCUGCUCGUCAGCAGAGACCGCAAGUCAUGCUAUUCGUGCGCAGUUAUUCCAGGAAACCGACCCGGGUAUACCGUCGGGUCGUCAUAUCCUCCCCUUCUCCGGUCCUGAAACCUUUGCAUCCCUCAGGUUGGGCAAUGCAAACAUAGUCGGCAGUCAUGGCCAGGAAACUAGUCUUGAUGACCAUGAGGUGAUCCAGCUUAAAAAUGAUCAUAUUGUCGUGCCUACUGAAGUCAGCCCCACACUACAGAAGGACUUUCUACGGCUAACGGCGCCACUUCUGAAACAUCAUUUAACCUCAAUCGAACAGCACGCAUCCGAUAACCUGGAUUUCGCUGAUGAUGCCACCCAUCUCCGUCGUGUUACCGAAGGAAGUGGGACGUCUACGCUAGACAACUGUGAUGAAUUACAUUCCUGUGCUGAUUCUAUACGGGAGCACGGUUUUCAAGCCUGUGGUCCACAGUCUCGGUUUGCCUUCGCAGGUCGCUGUUGGGAAAAUAACAGUCCGCAUUCAACUGUCUCUACAGAUAUAAUCAAUAAAGUGGAUGAACCUGUCAUAAAUACGAAAGACAAACUCACAUCAGACGCAGCUGCGAUGGCCGCAACGGUGCUUGCCUGUGCUAAACAAAAACGUCAUCGCACCCGCUUCACUCCUAUACAGCUGACGGAAUUGGAGAGAGCGUUCUCUAAAACACAUUAUCCUGAUAUUUUUAUGAGAGAGGAACUGGCUUUGCGUGUUGGCUUAACGGAAUCAAGGGUGCAAGUCUGGUUCCAGAAUCGCCGAGCGAAGUGGAAAAAGCGCAAGAGAAGUGGAACGAACCAAUAUCGAACUGGUAGCAGUAUAAAAUCCAUCACAUCAUCAUUACUCUGUCAAAACCGCCUGAUUUCAGGAAGUGACAGAUCGUCCAACAUUUUCACGAAUCCACUGAACUCUUUACCGGUUACAGCGGAUACCAGCGGUCUAGGAAUUCGUGCUGCCAGUGAUCUAUACACACCAUUCACACAAGGUUUUACCGGAGCUCAGUGGGUCCCAAACCACUGUCAUUCAUCCCAGCAUUAUCGUCUUCCGGGUACCGAUGUAUACUCUACUCCGAUGAACCUUGUGGAAACAACGCCGUUAAUACCAUCUUUUGAUCAGCUUGUUCAGUAUGGGUUACAGUCCGUCGAUUCCCAGAGACAUUCUACACUGCCCUUGACAAUGAACGGACAACAGAGCAACUCCGUACCCAUAUUGCACUUCCCAACGGCGCCUACCAUGGAAGGAUGGCAGGAGCACAUCGGUUCCUUUCUCACCGAACAGUUGCGCUCACAUGGGACCUCGUAUUCUCCGCAGAGAUUGCAUCCAUUUAGCCCAUGCGUUGAAUCGGUAUCGCAAGAAGUUCCAAUAUAUGCAGACACAGUGUUCUCUACGACGAAUGAUGAGACGAACAUGGGACAUUCAAAAAUUGCUGGUCCGCCACUGGCAGCCAACUGUCAAGAGAACGCUGCUCCCCUCCUCACUUUUCCCACACAGAUCUCUGUAUCAGAUCAUCUUACUUUGGGAAUGGUAAGCCGUUCGCACCGUCAGGCAGAGAUUUCCCACCUGACCCGAUAA
Molecule: messenger RNA, 2304 nt
Organism: Dicrocoelium dendriticum
Lineage: Eukaryota; Metazoa; Platyhelminthes; Trematoda; Plagiorchiida; Dicrocoeliidae
Source: the annotation of a GenBank genome assembly